GUGUAUCAUCUGGAAAAAAUGUUGAGUUCAUGUUGAUCAUGUUUGUUCGCCUCGUUUCAUUGUCAACAAAAGUCCUCCUGUUCGCGAGAUUAAUUAUUUUUAUACCAAGUUAUGAGACGAGCAAAUUCAGUAACGUAGCUUAAUAGUAAAUGUUUCCGAAAAGCGAGGGUAUGUAAAUCAUUUUUCAAAAACAGCAACAAAAACAAAACGCAUCAGCGAACAAAGCUUUGACACACAGCAGAGUGGCAGCUUUUUACCUGAAAUUGAAAUGACUCUUUAAAAAAUGGAGUACACCAGGCCCGAGUCACCAGGGUCAGAGGAGGCGCGUCCGCCUAAAGUGCCAAAGGCUCUGCCGGUGUUGCAGCCAUCCGAGCUGGACUCGGGUGUCUCAAGUUGCAUUGAGACCAAUUAUUGCAUACCCUCGUAUCUAUCUGAGGCAAUGAAGAUGAUGCAAAUGAUGCGCUCUCACAAAAUGCUGACGGAUGUUGUGCUCGAAGUUGGCUCAGAACUGAUCCAUGCUCAUAAAGUGGUUCUCGCCGCCGCUAGCCCUUAUUUUAAAGCUAUGUUCACUGGUGGUCUGCGAGAAUCUGACAUGGAGCGAGUCAAACUGCAGGGCGUUUGUCCCACAGCAAUGGCUGCCAUUGUCCGAUUCAUGUACACUGGCAUUGUGAAUGUGUCCGAACUCACCGUCUGUCAACUCCUACCAGCUGCCACUAUGUUCCAGAUUAACGAUGUGAUUGACGCUUGUUGCUCCUUUCUCGAGAGACAGUUGGACCCUUCAAAUGCAAUUGGCAUAUCAUCAUUUGCCCAACAACAUGGCUGUGAUGACUUGUUUUGGAAAGCACAGCACUUUAUUGAGAGAUAUUUUACACAAGUGUGCCAAGAGGAAGAGUUCCUUCAAUUAUCUCCCACACAACUAGUGAACCUGAUCAAGAGAGAUGGCCUCAACGUUCAAGAGGAGAUGCAAGUUUAUGAAGCGGUGAUCAAGUGGGUUCGUUAUGACGAGGAGAACCGAUCACCAAAAAUGGAGAAUAUUCUGUCGUCGGUGCGAUGUCAGUUUCUCACACCAACUUUUCUAAAGCAGCAAAUGAACAACUGUGAUGUUCUUAAACGGCUUCCAGCGUGCAGAGAGUAUCUGGCUAAAAUUUUUAAGGACUUAACGUUGCAUAAAGCUCCGUGCGAAAAAGAGAGAAAGCCUAACACGCCUAGAUUAAUUUACAUUGCUGGUGGAUACUUGAGGCAUAGUUUAGACAAAUUAGAGGCCUAUAAUGUUGAUAAUCAGACUUGGAGAGAGCUUGCAAAAUUGCCUGUGCCAAGAUCAGGUCUUGGUGGAGCAUUUUUAAAGGGGGUCUUUUACGCUGUUGGUGGCAGAAACAACACACCUGGCUCUAAUCAGGACUCCGACUGGGUCGACAAGUACUGUCCAGCACAGAAUCAGUGGAAGAGGUGUGCUCCGCUCUCCGUCCCUCGCAACCGUGUAGGUGUUGCUGUCAUGGAUUGUCUGGUAUAUGCAGUGGGUGGUUCAGCAGGGUGUGAAUGUCAUAAGUCUGUUGAGAAAUACGACCCUGAAGAGGAUAAAUGGAGUCCGAUUGCUCCAAUGCACCAAGCACGUCUGGGAGUUGGUGUUGCUGUGGUGAAUAGAUUGCUCUACGCUAUUGGUGGUUAUGAUGGAAAAGAUAGACUGGACACAGCCGAGUGUUAUCACCCUGAAAAUGAUGCCUGGCACAUGGUGGCGUCAAUGAGCACCAAGAGAAGUGGAGCUGGCGUUGUAGCCUUGGGCAACAUGAUUUAUGUUGUUGGCGGAUAUGAUGGGAGCAAUCAGCUCAACACUGUCGAAAGAUACAACACACAGACCAAUGAGUGGGAACAAAUUGCACCAAUGUCGGAAGCACGCAGCGCUUUAAGCGUGACUGCCUUGGAUGGGAAAAUCUACGCAAUGGGGGGCUAUGGUGGCCAAGGGCAGUCAUUUUUGACAAUUGUUGAAGUGUUCGACCCAGAAAGAAACGUGUGGCAGCUUGGCACAGAGCUCACUUGUGGCAGGUCGGGUCACGCGUCUGCCGUAUCAUACCACCAAUGCCUGGUGCAUCGAGACCAACAAAGCACAAAACCAGACUGACGAAAAAUGAAAUAAUCUUAGAUGUUCAAGAUGCAAUAACCCUCUCAAUUUCUUCCUGCUGGCUCUUAAUGAAUGUGAGAGACACAUAGUUUUUUAUGAAGCCCUCUCCUCAAGGCAUUUUUGUGAAUGAUGAGCUAGUCAGUUAAGUCAGUGUUUAAAAUACAGUGUGUUGAUAUGCAAUGUA
Neocloeon triangulifer is the source of this 2300-nucleotide messenger RNA. RefSeq names its product kelch-like ECH-associated protein 1 (gene Keap1). Lineage: Eukaryota; Metazoa; Arthropoda; Insecta; Ephemeroptera; Baetidae. Gene Ontology annotation, molecular function: protein binding. The record is from RefSeq and is a predicted model, not a curated record. The transcript is spliced from 9 exons. Bases 284 to 2116 code for a protein of 610 amino acids.